AUGAUCCAAGUCCGAGAGAUUGUUCGGAGUAUCAAAGAAACCGCAAAAAAUCAACCAAAUGCAGCCCCCAGCACAGUUAUCAGACAAAAUUUGCAGAAUGUCAGCAAUGAGGAAAUUCUCAUGCGCUUGCCACAGAAAAAUGCUUUGAAGCGAGUGGUAAAUCUACAACAAAACUUAGGAAGACCGCGGAUCCCUCAGUCUUUGAACGAUGUCGUAAUUGACCACCCUUACUCGCAUACUAAAAAUGACGAGCCCUUCCUUAUUUUCGACAACGGUGCGGGUAGUCCAGAAAGAAUCAUCAUUUUUUCAACAGAGAGCAACGUGAAAAUACUUGGAAACAGCGAUACGAUAUUUUCUGAUGGAACUUUUAAGUCGGUCCCUAACCAAUUUUUGCAGCUCUACACUCUUCACGGCCUUUUCAUGGGCGUUGUCCUGCCUUUAGUUUACAUGCUGUGUUCCAAUAAAACCGAAGACACUUACAACGUUCUGUACCAACAGCUUAAAAUUUAUGCAGUAUCUAUUAACGUUCACCAGGUCCACUUCCAACAUGCUCUUACGGAUUUUGAAAUCGGCAAUAUGAACGCUUUAAGACGGGCUUUUGAUGGAAUCCAGAUUAAUGGAUGUCUUUUUCAUUUCGGACAAUCUCUGUGGCGACAAAUAGUGAACAAGGGGUUGAGAAACGCAUACCUUGACACCGAGAAUUCAGAGAUAAGGAAGCAUUUAUUGGAGUUGAUGGCAUUACCAUUUAUUCCUGAGGAAGAUUUGGUAGCAACAUUUGAUUCGCUCGUGGAAGAAAUUCAUGAAGAUGUCCUAGAGUUUGCCGAGUACAUCGAGCGCACUUAUGUUCGAGGGAGGCGAGGAAGAGGUCGUCGACGAGCAGUGCCCCCACUUUUCCCACCACGUGUAUGGAAUUGUUACACAUUAGUUUUAGAGGACAGACACCGCACAAACAACGUUGUCGAAGGUUUCCAUUCAAAGUUUAAUCGCCUCGUGGGCACGUAUCACGCCAAUGUUUGGAAAUUUAUAGAAAAACUCAGAGACGUCCAAGAGGAAACUGAACAAAAUAUAGUCCAGAAAAGAGGAGGACACAACAUUUCGGCUCCGGUCAACAAAACCUACGUCACGAAUCAGGACAGAGUGAAGGCCAUAGUUGAACGGUAUGCGCAGUACAAAGGAGAGGGCGAAGUCAAAACCUAUCUGAGAGCGCUUGCUUACCACUUAAAACUGCAUUCAAAUCCCCAACGUCCUGAACCCAACUAUUGAGAUAAGAGGUAUUUUCCCCUUUUCUAACAUUACCACCCCUAUAUUCAGUAUUUUCCCCUUUUCUAACAGUA
Messenger RNA from Bemisia tabaci, 1334 nucleotides. RefSeq lists its product as uncharacterized. The record is from RefSeq and is a predicted model, not a curated record. Lineage: Eukaryota; Metazoa; Arthropoda; Insecta; Hemiptera; Aleyrodidae.